Molecule: messenger RNA, 1449 nt
Organism: Homarus americanus (American lobster)
Lineage: Eukaryota; Metazoa; Arthropoda; Malacostraca; Decapoda; Nephropidae
Product: glycine-rich RNA-binding protein GRP1A-like
Exons: 2
Coding region: 137-1000 (287 amino acids)
Source: RefSeq, a predicted model, not a curated record
GCGUCGCGUGGUUCAAUCAGUGGUGAACGGCGGUCAGGUUGAGUCGACUGGUUGGCUGGCUGCACUCCUCCCUGCUGCUGUAACUCUGUGAUCUACACCUCCCCACAGUGCGACGCGUCACCAUAGCACCGCCACCAUGCUGAUGUGUGCCAUGCUCCUGGUGGUCGCCGCUGCCCACGUGUCCUCCACGCCACUCCCGGACACGUCCUUUGAGCAAGGCGGAUUCGUGCCAUUGAUCGGAGGCAGAGGAUCGGGCCCUUCUACAGGUUAUAGUGCUCCUCCUCCACCAGCAUCCGGAUAUGGCGCCCCCAGAGUACAUGGUGGUGGGGCUGGACCUACAAAGACUAUCUAUGUGAACGUCCCGCAUCCUGAGCCUCCUCGACCCCUGCCUCCUAUCGCUGCCGGACCACCUCGCAAACACUACAAGAUUGUUUUCAUCCGCGCCCCCGCACCUCGGCCACCACCACAACCCAUCCUGCCGCCACGUACAGAACAGAAGACCAUCAUCUACGUGCUGCACCAACGGCCUCUGGUGCACGACCAGAAGGUCAUACAAGUGCCGCCUACGGAGACCCACGACCCUGAGGUAUUCUUUGUGCAGUAUGACCAGCCUCCAUCUGCCCAAGAGCUACAGCAACUGUCGUCUGGUAAUCUGGAAGGAUUCACCGUCACCGCACAAGCAGCAGAAAUUAAUGCUGGUCGUACUGGUGAUGAUGGAGUGGCCCUUGGCAUCAGUUCACCCGGCGGUGGUGCUGUAGGUGGGGGGUAUGGAAGUGGAGGAGGUAGUAUCGGAGUUGGUCUGCCAGGCCUGGGAAGUGGAGUUGGUCAGACUGGAUUCUCUGGAGUUGGAAGUGGCAUUGGAGGCCAGUCAGCCGAUGAUGGAUUCGCUGGGUUUGACUCAUUUGGCCCGUUAGAUGGUGCCAGUGGGUUUGAUAAUUUUUUUAGUGGCGGCUCAGUCGACAGUGAUUCCUAUGAAGAUCGACUUGGUGUAUCGGCGUGAGUGUCGUCCAUAGCCCCACUUUCUCUAGUCUUUUUUGGUGGGCGGCUGUGUGUCUGUAUGUCCGACCCCCAUACCCUCCUGCACCACCUACGUCUCUCCCUCUCUUAUCUUCAGUAGGACGCAGGUGGGUGGCGUACGAGGUGGCGGCCAGGUGGUGGGCCAUGAGACAGGUGGACACUCGGUCUCCAGUGACAACUCUUAUUAAGUUAUUGUGUCUGUACUCCACUAAUGUUAUGCUGUAAAUAUUAUAAAUAGGUCAUCAUGCAGGACACGUUAUGCUCCUCCUUAUUGUGUGGUAUAUAUCUUCCUUCUCUCCUCUCUCUCCUUCCACCCUUCUCUCCCGUUAUCCUUAUCUCCCCUCCUUUCCUUCUCCCUCUCUCCCAUUCCCUUACUUAAGUACUUACCACACUCCUUUUUCCCUCCUCAUCACCACUGGUUACUCGCCUCAC